Stegastes partitus (bicolor damselfish) is the source of this 2028-nucleotide messenger RNA. RefSeq names its product glycerophosphodiester phosphodiesterase 1-like. Bases 1 to 996 code for a protein of 331 amino acids. Gene Ontology annotation, cellular component: plasma membrane. The record is from RefSeq and is a predicted model, not a curated record. Gene Ontology annotation, biological process: phospholipid metabolic process; N-acylethanolamine metabolic process; ethanolamine metabolic process. Gene Ontology annotation, molecular function: glycerophosphodiester phosphodiesterase activity. NCBI's taxonomy places the organism in Eukaryota, Metazoa, Chordata, Actinopteri, Pomacentridae. The transcript has 6 exons.
AUGCUGCAGAUCGGGGAUGAGGUGAUGUAUUUCUCGGUGGUGUUUCUGACGGUGGUCCUGGUGACGAGGAGCGCCACGGGGGCCUCCCUCCUCACCGCGUUCCUCUACGUCUUCAUGGUGAUGUUCCGGUUCCCUCCGGUGCCGGCGGACCAGGCCGGCCGAGUCCUGCGGCUCAGGGCUCCUCCAGGCGGCGUCCCGGUGGUGGCGCACCGCGGAGGGAGCCACGACGCCCCGGAGAACACGCUGGCAGCGAUCAGAGAGGCCAGCAGAAACGGAGCAGCCGGGGUGGAACUGGACCUGAGUUUCACAGCGGAUGGAGUCCCGGUACUGAUGCAUGAUGAGACCGUGGAUCGGACCACCAACGGCUCCGGACCCGUCAGCAAACUUCCAUUUGUCCAGCUCAGGAGACUGGACGCUGCUGCGCGUCACAGACUGAAGGACAAGUUCAGUGGAGAGAAGGUUCCGACUCUGCAGGAGGCCGUGGAGGAAAGCAUCCGACACCAGCUCACCAUCUUCUUUGAUGUCAAAGGUCAACCUGAUAAGGCUGCAUCAGUGCUCCAUGAGAUGUAUAAGAAGUUCCCAGUGCUUUACAACUCCAGCAUCGUCUCCUCCUUCGAACCAAAAGUCGUUUACAAGAUGCGUCAGACCGACCCCUCCGUGGUCACCGCGCUCACCCACCGGCCCUGGAGACUCAGCCGGUUUGGCGACGGCACUCCUCGAACCCUGUCCACGUGGGGUCAGCUGUGGACCGGCGUCCUGGACGUCCUGCUGGACUGGGCCCACCACCACAUACUGUGGAAGCUCUGUGGGAUCUCUGCCAUUCUUGUGCAGAAAGACUUCAUCUCGCAGGACUACGUUGAGUUCUGGGCAGAGCGAGGCGUGGAGGUGGUGGGCUGGACCGUGAACACCGCUGUGGAGAAGGACUUCUACCAAAACCAGCUGAAGAUCAGCUACAUCACCGACAGCCUGCUGGAAGACUGCGAGCCUCACUUCUGACACGCAGGAUGAUUCAGAGCUCAGAUGUUCCCAACUCGUAACAGAAAACAUUGAAGAGGCUGCAGAGUCUUUGGUUAGACAACAGACAUAAUGCGGCAUUUCUCAGUUUCUUGCCAUGAAAAAAACAAACUAAAAUACUGAAAUAAGUAGAUGAAGUCAAUAAUAAGGUGGGAUGAAGCCAGAAGCUUGGUGCUAAUAACUCUGUGGUGAUCAAACAACCCAAGCUGAAUAAAAGUACCAACUGGGGACGUCACCUGUAGCUGGCAUACAGGUGACUUCUCCUUUAUAUACAUACAUAUAUAUCCUGAUAAGGACUACCUAAAAGAUCUUUUCUACCUUCUGAGCUGAUCUUCCACCAGCUUGGUUGCACCUUUAAAGACACACCAGUGUACAAAGUCAUCACGUUCUUCCAUCAUAUUUAAUGCCUGCUAUCGUGAUAUCUAAUUCCUAGUGAGCCGUAGAGGAUCAUCUUGUACAUUCUGGGACUUGACUGACUGAUUGUUUGAGUGAAACUUGCCUUCUAUCAUCAAGUGCCGCCGAUGAACAAACACAGCACUGGUUUAACUGGACUGUGGGAGAGUAAAUGCGCCACACAGCUGCAGGCCACAUCGUGUGUUUUAAUGUGAUUAGAGCGAGGAUUUAAAAACCCCUGAUGAUGCUGAAACAGCGUUAAGCAGGAGGCAAAAACAAGCAGUGAAUGAAUAUUUCUUUCACACAAUAAUUCAUGUUCUGGUCGUGUUUUCUCUGAUUCAAAUGCUGCUUUGUGGAAUUUUCCUUCCUUUUAAUUUGACAGUUCAGACUGCAGUCAUGUCUCAGAAUGAGCCUUAAAUACCCAACAGGUGAAGUAAAAACUUUCCAUCUUGCAGUUAAAAUCUACAAAUUCAGUCAAGAAAGAUUUCUGCAGGAAGAUUCUGGUUCUGAGACUAAAACGGAGACACAAGUGAUUAUGGGCUCAACCUUUGGCUGAAACAAAUCUUCAGAAUGUAAAUCCUAAUGAAACUUUCCUAAAAGAAUAAAUUUGCUAAACCUACA